Messenger RNA from Trichomonas vaginalis G3, 357 nucleotides. Its product is annotated as hydroxyacid-oxoacid transhydrogenase protein. Gene Ontology annotation, molecular function: metal ion binding; butanol dehydrogenase (NAD+) activity. Bases 1 to 357 code for a protein of 118 amino acids. The record is from RefSeq and is a predicted model, not a curated record. NCBI's taxonomy places the organism in Eukaryota, Parabasalia, Trichomonadida, Trichomonadidae. The transcript has a single exon.
AUGUACGGUAUUGAUCAUGCUGCCACACUUGCAAUUGUUGCACCAGUCCUUUACGAAAGGCUUAAGGAAUCAAGAAAAGAGACAAUGGCAGAAGCAGCUGAGUACGUUUUUGGUGUUCAUGAAGGAACUGUUGAUCAAAAGGCCGACAAGUUCAUCGAAGGAAUCCGCAAUUUUGCUAUUAAACUUGGCAUGCCAUUGAAGGUUUCAGACUUCCCUAACGCUUCAAAGAUUCAAGAAGGAGAUGUUAAAUUCCUUGUUGAAAGAGCUUUAGAAUUAGGAAGAGGUCAACAAUAUGGAUACAACAACGAAUUGAAUGCAAAAGUUGUUGAAGAGAUUCUUUCUAAAGUUGUUCAAUAA